AUGGUAGCUUGGGCAGCUUUAGGCGCAAUGGGAACAAAAGCAUUAGCAUUUGGAGCAAAAGCACUUGGAGCUUAUGACGCAGUAAAUAAAAUGAGUGGAGGAAGGGUUUCGAAGACAUUAGAUGCAAAUAAAGGGAAGAUUGGAGGCUGGGUUGCAAAGAAGUUAAGAUUAAAUAAAAUAGGGCUCAUAAAUAAAGCAUCCAAUUUGGUUGCGACUGAGUCAGAAAAUGCUUUAGGAAAGGAUGAUGAGUUUGCAAAACAUGCAAAAGACUUUAAUGACCAGAUGAAAGGUGAAACAAUGCAUUUAAAUAGAGUCGAUGGAACUAAAGAAAAUGUUUCUUCUCCACCAGUAGUUCUUCCGUAUGGUCCCUAUGGAAUGUAUGGAAACCCUUACGAAAGACCAUUUGA
This is a messenger RNA of Trichomonas vaginalis G3, 407 nucleotides long. RefSeq names its product protein of unknown function, DUF4107 family. The transcript has a single exon. NCBI's taxonomy places the organism in Eukaryota, Parabasalia, Trichomonadida, Trichomonadidae. The annotation marks the transcript as partial. The record is from RefSeq and is a predicted model, not a curated record.